Molecule: messenger RNA, 2529 nt
Organism: Lagenorhynchus albirostris (white-beaked dolphin)
Lineage: Eukaryota; Metazoa; Chordata; Mammalia; Artiodactyla; Delphinidae
Gene: HEY2
Product: hes related family bHLH transcription factor with YRPW motif 2
Exons: 5
Coding region: 79-1092 (337 amino acids)
Biological process (GO): regulation of transcription by RNA polymerase II; regulation of neurogenesis; anterior/posterior pattern specification
Cellular component (GO): nucleus
Molecular function (GO): RNA polymerase II cis-regulatory region sequence-specific DNA binding; protein dimerization activity; DNA-binding transcription factor activity, RNA polymerase II-specific
Source: RefSeq, a predicted model, not a curated record
GGCAGGCGGGGAGGGCGCUGCGUCCGGCUUGGUGUCCGAGGCUCCGGCCCGGCUGCACCCCGCGCGGUGUUCGCCGUGAUGAAGCGCCCUUGCGAGGAGACGACCUCUGAGAGCGACAUGGACGAGACCAUCGACGUGGGGAGCGAGAACAAUUACUCGGGACAAAGUACUAGCUCUGUGAUUAGAUCGAAUUCUCCAACAACGACAUCUCAGAUUAUGGCAAGAAAGAAAAGGAGAGGGAUAAUAGAGAAAAGGCGUCGAGAUCGGAUAAAUAACAGUUUAUCUGAGCUGAGACGACUGGUGCCAACCGCUUUUGAAAAACAAGGAUCUGCAAAGUUAGAAAAAGCUGAAAUACUGCAAAUGACAGUCGAUCAUUUAAAGAUGCUCCAGGCAACUGGGGGUAAAGGCUACUUUGACGCCCAUGCUCUUGCCAUGGACUUCAUGAGCAUUGGAUUCCGAGAGUGCUUAACCGAAGUGGCAAGGUACCUGAGCUCUGUGGAAGGCCUGGACUCCUCCGAUCCGCUGCGGGUGCGCUUGGUCUCUCAUCUCAGCACGUGUGCCUCACAGCGAGAGGCGGCGGCAAUGACCUCCUCUCUGGCCCACCACCAUCACCCCCUGCAUCCUCACCACUGGGCGGCGGCCUUCCACCACCUUCCGGCAGCCCUGCUCCAACCCAGCGGACUCCACGCCUCGGAGCCCACGCCUUGCCGCCUCUCCACCACUUCAGAAGUGCCUCCUGCCCACGGCUCCACCCUCCUCACGGCCACGUUUGCCCACGCAGACUCUGCCCUUCGGAUGCCAUCAACAGGCAGUGUCGCCCCCUGUGUGCCACCUCUCUCCACUUCUCUCUUGUCCCUCUCGGCCACUGUCCACGCAGCCGCUGCAGCAGCCGCGGCAGCUGCGCACAGCUUCCCUCUGUCCUUCGCUGGGGCGCUCCCCGUGCUCCCCCCAAACGCAGCUGCAGCAGUGGCGGCUGCCACAGCCAUCAGCCCUCCCUUGUCGGUAUCAGCCACGUCCAGCCCUCAGCAGACAAGCAGUGGAACAAACAGUAAACCUUACCGACCCUGGGGGACAGAAGUGGGAGCUUUUUAAGUUUUCACCGAACUUCUUGCAGUAGUAACUGAAUGUCCUUCAUUUCAGAGUCAGCUUAAAACCUCUGCACCCUGAAAGUAGCCAUACAGAUGUCUGCGGAUCCACAAAGGAACAAUAAAGCUAUUUGAGACACAAACCUCAUAAGUGGAAAUGUGGUAUUAUCUUUUUUCUCUGUUUCGGUUUAAGGCAGUUUGGUAACUGACAUCAGCAACUUUUGAAAAUGUCACACUUGUUUUCAUUUAGAAGUCUCCUGGAAAAUAUACGGACUGAACCAUCCAGCAGUGCAUCACGAUGUCUGAAUUGGGGAAGAAAAAUGCCCUGACUGAAUUUUCUUGAAACUAAAUGGAAAAAAAGAAUAUUCAUGUUUCAUAAGUGCCUGAGCUAAUAAAGUUUUCUUUUGAACAUACAACGUUGCACAAGUAAAGAAGAGCGUAGAGGUUAGGUUAAGAAAGGAGAAGGGACAGAAGUCUUGCAUUAGGCUGCAGACGUUUUAGUACAAAUACCAGAAAAGAGCACUCUGUUGAAAUCAACAGGUUUUUAUUGGCCAAAAGGAUUGCUGAAAGUAAUUUUCAAGUUGAGAAACCUAGUUUUAUCCUAGUUUGCUUUUUUUGUACAAACUUGCCAAGUUGUGACAUUUAACAAUGUAUUAGUAUAAGCAAUUAUUACGUCAGCGCUCAGAUUAACAAGCAUUUCUGCCCUGCCUGCAAACCCCCAGGCACUUUUUUUCUUUUAUGGCUCACAAUAUGGUGCUUCUUUAUAUAAAACAUGCAUUUAUAGAGUGCACCUAGAAGCAGUUGCCUACUGUGUGCCCACCAGAGGCUAUCUGACUCAUGCCAACUUGAAAACUCUCCAGUUUGUAAAAGUUUAAUUUAUUCAGUUUCAUUUGGACUAUUUUUACAUAUUUAUCCUCUUCAUUUCAUCCUGAUAACAUGUAAAAUCUAUACUUGUCACCUUUUGGGGAGAAGUUGCAUUUCUGGAAGUGAUGAGGCAGGGAGAGAACAACGGGAAGAGAAAAGCCCGAUUUUUAAAUGUCCUUUGUCAAGCUUGUGAUUGUAUUUGAUCCCAAAUCAAGAUGAAUGUAUGUAAUGGGAUGUACAUAAAUUAUUUUUGUCCAUGCCUAGAUUAGUGCUACAUAAUGGUGUUUUGGUUUUGUUUUUAUUUUGUUUAAUGACAAAAUAAUCUCUUAAUACUUUGAAAUUGAGCACGUGAGAAUUUAUGUUUGAAAGACAAAGACACAGCAUGUAUUAUUAUGCACUUCAUUUCUCUGCUGUGUGGAGAAAGCAAUAAACAUUAUGAGAAUGUUAAACAUUAUGCAAAAUUAUACUUUUAAAUAUAUGUUUUAAAAUUACUGUACCUAGUCUUUUUUGUAUUACUUUGUAACCUUUUUCUAUGCAAAAGUCUACAUAUCACUAAUUAAAUGAAGUCCUUUUUUGACCA